Messenger RNA from Rotaria sordida, 600 nucleotides. Lineage: Eukaryota; Metazoa; Rotifera; Eurotatoria; Philodinida; Philodinidae. The record is from the annotation of a GenBank genome assembly.
AUGUUUAUCUUUUACAGAACGUUCGUUGUCUUUGGCGGCUAUGGUGAUCAACGUUUUUCCAAAUUACAGUCAAAUAUUAAUCAAUUGCUCAAUGGUGACAAAGGUAAUGUUGAUGAUGAAGCAUCUCCUUAUUACCAACAACUUCUUGAUUCAAUUAAAUAUUUCGAUGUUUGUUUUAAUAUUGAAAUUAAAUCAAAAGACUUUAAAGGAUGGAGUAGUAGUGAUAUUGUUGUUGAUAAAGAUGUGAAGAAUGAACAAAUCAUAGUUUUUGUCGAACAAUAUGCUCAAACAUCUAAAGGAUUAACUAUGCUUAUUGGUGUUUUAUCAUUUGGAAUUCAGGGCAAGGGAAAAUUGUUUGUCAUCAAUCAAUUGGGAAUAACUACUUACAACGAUAAAACAUCACUUGAAUAUGAAUUUUUGAAUGAUGCUGCACAACAUUUUCAAUCGCAUUCAACAGCUUUAGGUGGUAUUAAAUGUGAAGGAGAUCCGGCUAUGCAAUUAUUAAAUUAUAGUCGUGAUUUAUUUCGUCAAAUUGAACAAAACUUUUACAAAAGUCAACAAAGUUUGUCAGAUUCUGAUCAAGAAAUGUGUAAGCACUAA